Ictalurus punctatus (channel catfish) is the source of this 3452-nucleotide messenger RNA. RefSeq names its product trichohyalin. Lineage: Eukaryota; Metazoa; Chordata; Actinopteri; Siluriformes; Ictaluridae. The transcript has 3 exons. The coding region runs from base 419 to 1636 and encodes 405 amino acids. The record is from RefSeq and is a predicted model, not a curated record.
UUUUUAUUUUCUAAAUCAGACAGUUUGACUAGUGAUUGUUCUUCAUUGACUAACUUUGUCUGGGCUUGUUUUGACGGAUCUUAUUUUACCUCCUAAUUAACAAUAUAGCAUUACAUGACCGUUAAAAAGGGCAAUCAUGUUAUUGUGCCUGUCGUGUCCAUGCUUCAUCAAAAUGAUCCAGUGAUUCAUUUCUAUUGAUAAUUAUAACUAAUCGCCUCCCUAACUACACAGAGUAUACUGUAUGUUCAACACGACUUCUCAGUCAUACUGCCUCAUACACACACACACACCUUACCAUGGAAGCAUUUUUGACUAAAUUACAAUGUGAUAGAAAUAACAUUGUCUACAUCUACAAAACAAAAACAAAAAAGUGAGAGAUAAGGAAGAGGAAAAACAGAAACCAUCGAAAGGCUCAUAUAUGCGAAUCGGUUCAAAGAGUCGACUCGUCGGUGAACGUCACAUAAUUAUUUGGGUCGGGUGUUUAAAACAUAGGUCAGAAAUAUAUAGCGAUCUGGUGGGGACAGCUACUGUGAAAGGCUGGGACAUGGCUGGAAAUUGGAAGGAUUCCGAAACGAAGGAGCUGCUGUCUAUCCGGUCAGAGGAAGAAAUCAUUCGCCAGCUGAACGGCACUGUUCGGGAUGCAGUGGUGUACGAGAAAAUCACUCAGAAACUCAAAGAGCGCGGGGUUUUAAGAGAAAAGACGCAGGUCAUAAAUAAACUGAAAACUCUACGCAAGAAGUUUCACCAAAUUAAACAACGUAACGCCCAACUGGGGAAUUCAGACUGGCCGUAUUUCGAUAUGUGCCACUACAUAUGGGGAGGUGGACGUUCUGCAAACCCCGUGGUUUUGCUCAGUCCUUUAGAGCCUUAUCCCUCAGAGAAUGAUGCUGAAACCACUCUGAGUGAUACAGACAUCCUGAAGACUGAGGUGUGCACAGAAUUUGUGCCCUUAAGUCCAGCAGAAUUUCCUCCAUCUCCUCAGUCACCACCAAAUAAAAGUGCCAAGAAAGUAUCACGGGGGGAACAAAUGGUGAAGGACAUGAAAGAGUUUUUCACUGAAAUGGACCGAGACUUUGAAGAAAGGGAGCGCCUUCGUGUCCUGGAACAGAGGCAAUAUGAAGAGUGCUUAAGGAAGGAGGCAAAAGAAGAGGAAAGAGAAGAACGGGCCAGGCAAAUGGCCAUGUUUAAAGAAUUACUGGAAUCUCAAAAUAAUCUGCUAAGAGAACUCUUGUUGCGAAUCCCAUCACCAACAUUACAGCGGCUUACUCCAUCUAAAAACAAUGCUGAACCUGAAACCACUUCAAGUGUUGCAAACAUCCCAGACACCAAGGAGUGCACAAAAUUUACACACAGUCAUGCAGAAUCUCCUCAAUCACCACCAAACAAAAGGGCGAAGAAAGUAUCACAGGAGGAACAAAUAGCAAAGGACAUGAAAGAGUGUUUUGCAGAAAUUGCCAGAACCUUGGAAGAGAGGGAACGGCUUCGUCUCCUGGAGCACAGGCAACAUGAAGAGAGCUUAAGAAAGGAGGCAAAGCAGGAAGCACAAGAAGAACGGGCCAGGCAAAUGGAAAUGUUUAAAGAGAUGCAGGAGUCUCAGAAUGACCUACUAAAGGAACUCCUGAGGCGUAUGCCUUGAGCAACAUUACAGCAGUUAAAAGUCUCUAAGUACCGGCACUCAGUCAAUCAGUCCAGGUUCAUUACAGACACGGCUUCAAGUAGUAAUGUACAAAACACCUCAGAACAGGACAUGAUUUUUAACCCACCUUCAUCCACAUCCUUCAUGGAAUAAUGAGCAGGAACUUGGGGCGUUUCUAAAUUUUUGUACACUGUAUUUAUUUAUUAGUGGUUUUUAUUAGCGUUACUGCUCUUUAUGAAGAGUCUGAACCCAACUCAAUUAGUUUUAUGGUGCAAUUUGUUACCACACUUAAUGUAAGUAGUUUUUACAUGUUUUCUACUGCACUUUAAGUAUUUAUGCACAACUUAUAUUCAUUUGCACAUUUACCUAAAAAUUUAAUCUAAGAGCACUGUACGUAAAUAUUUAAAAAAUAAACAAUUGACACCAUUUGUCAUGUAUAAUCAUUUAUUGUUGUCAUUUUUAAAACUAGUGGUAGCUUUAAAUAAGCAUUUCUUUAGCCAGUGACAGAUUUAUAAGACACUGCCAGCAGAUACACAGUGAAUGUAUGAGCAGUUCAAGUAAAACAUUUGGGGUAAAAAAAUAAAAUAAAAUAUAAUCUUGACAGUAGGUCUGUGGGCAGUAGACUAUUAACUACACAUACAUGCAGUAGAAAGAAAAGUAACUGUUACAAAUGAUCUACAAAUAAAUAGUUUUGAGAAUUGCUUUUGUGUUGUACAUAUUCUAACCCCUUAUACUGCCACGCUGUUGAAUGCUUGAAUCUGAUUGGUCAGAUUCAUUUCUUAAAACAGGAUGGCUUGGACAGACUGGAAAGUUUAGUCGAAUGUGGUCAUUGUGCUAUUGUUUUCAUAGUAAUAGGUUACAGAGGGAAGCUCCACAUAAACAGAUUUCAAAAACAUCUAAUCAUUGAUGUGAUGAAGCUUUCUGUGAGGAGAUAUAUCAGUUUUGUAAGGGCUCUUCAGUGUCAGCUUCAGUUUCAGUCAGCUGUAAGUAUUUUGACAUGGGAAAGAACUUCAAGAGAAAGUUAAAAACAAAAACUUGCUGGUGUGAGAGCGACUGUUUAGAGGUAUAAGUGGUUAUAAGUGAUAACAUAAGGCGCUAACUUGUCGCUCUUUAAUAAAACAUUUUUUAUGGAAAAUUACUGUGGCACAAGAGGAAUAAAACACUUCAGUAUGUGCUGUGAGUGGCACCUGAGCUCAGAUUAACGUCUGUGUGAAGUUUCUGCACGUCUCCCGGUGUCCAUGUGGGUUUCUUUCCGGUUCUCUGAUUUCCUCCCUCCUUUCCAAAACAUGCUAGUUGGUGGACUGGCUAAGAUAAAUUGUGCCUAGUUGUAAAUAAGUGUGUAAUGAGCUCUCCUAAAAAGUUUUUGUUUCUAUAGCAACAACUUACGAGGGACUUGUUAGUACAGUGGCACCAAUAGAAUUCAAGUCAGAGAAAAAGAAUUACACACAUUUCUUCAAAGUACUUUUAACAUUUAUUAUUAGGUACCUGAGAAUGCUUUCUUAAAAUUCUUCCAUAGAUUAUAUAUAAGCAUACCUCAAUUUUUAUUGCCACUCAUUAGUUAAAAAAGCUUUUUAAAUUAUUACCCUCUGAAAAAAAAACAAUACUAAAAGUACUAUAAAAGUACUAUCAGUAACAAUAUAACAGUAUUUAUGCACCAGAUGUACAGUGUAGGUAAGGUCUUCCCAUUAUUAAAAUAAACCCAACCUGCUUCCCUUGUUUGGUUCCCACUUGGAUCACAUGCUCAUCCCUCAAACUAUGAUGUGAUGUAGGCUGGCAGUGUACAACAAUACCAAAGUAACUUUUGGUUAAUCAUGAU